This is a messenger RNA of Exophiala viscosa, 474 nucleotides long. RefSeq lists its product as uncharacterized. NCBI's taxonomy places the organism in Eukaryota, Fungi, Ascomycota, Eurotiomycetes, Chaetothyriales, Herpotrichiellaceae. The record is from RefSeq and is a predicted model, not a curated record. The coding region runs from base 1 to 474 and encodes 157 amino acids. The transcript has a single exon.
AUGGUCAAAUAUGUGCCUCCACCCGAGGACUUGUCAAGUCUGAAUCCCGUACAGAGAUUCAUGAACAAAGGCCAACUCGAUCGUCAAGACUACGUUUGGUUGAUUUUGAUCGUUGCCGCUUAUUUCACCGCCCGGCCAUACAUUCAAAGCUUCUUCAAAUGGUGGAUGGGAGAUGAUGCCAUGAAAGAGGGUGAAAAGGCCCAGGAAGAAUACUUCAAAUCCAAGGCCAAGGUCGGCCCCAAUGCCAUAAGAGGGACCGAAACAGAAGACUCUACCACAAUACCUGAAAAGGAACCAGGUGCAUCUGGCAGCGCGACAGAUAAGAAAGGAAGCGUCGUGAACCGCAAGACAAAUGAAAAGACUGGAGAAGAUCAGCUGCUGGACUGGGAGGAUGAGCCCGCCAGAAAACCCACAGAAGGAGACAAGUCAGACGUUGUUGCAUGGCUUGACAGGUGGUCGAAUGAACAGGAAUAG